UUCUUUUCAUGUUCAUCAAAUCCCAUACACUCUUUCCACCCUCAGUUUAUCGCGUCUUUCUUUCUUCCAGUCACUCUUUACAAACCUAGGUUGACCCGAAUUCCAAUGACUACUUCUCUUCUCUUACAGCUUUUGUUCCUCCUGCCAUUUGUUUCUGCCUUUGUUCAUCCCGGACUUUUAGUCACGAGCAGUGACAUCACUCGCAUUAAGACAAAACUCGCGGCGCAGCUAGAUCCAUGGCAAAGUUCAUGGAAUAAACUUAUCAGCAUUAAAUACUCCCAGUCUACAUACACCAACAAUGCUGUCUCCAGCGUUUACCGCGACACCGUGGGCGAUGUUCACGCGAACGCCCAAAAUCUCUGGCACGAUGCCGCCGCCGCUUUCAACCUCGGACUGCGCUGGAAAGUCGAGGGCGAUCCUCAAUUUGCCAAAGCUGCGGCAAAUAUCCUCACCGCCUGGGGAGAAAAGCUCACGAACUUUGAUAUAGGAGAUGACAAGUACCUCACUACUGGCUUACAAGGGCAUCAGUUAGUCAACGCUGCUGAGCUCAUCCGAGACUACGCUCCAUUCGCCGAUAGUGGGUUAAAGACCUUCACCGACAUGUUCAGCAAUGUCAUUUUGACUAAGAAUAUGUUCUUCCUCAACCAUGAAGCUGGUUCGGAGCAUAACCCCAAGCACUUUUUUGCCAACUGGGAGCUCUGCAACAUGGCAUCGGUCAUGGCCUUCGGAGUUUUUACUGAGAACCAGACUCUUUUUGAUUUCUCUGUCGAGUACUUUAAGACGGGAAUAGGCAAUGGUGCAAUUAACAAUGCCAUAUCAAACCUUGUGCGAGAACCGGGGACCGGCAAAGUGAUUGGACAACCCCAAGAGAGCGGGCGCGAUCAGGGCCACACAGGAUUGGAUUUCCAACUGCUUGGCGUAAUCGCUCAACAAGCCUGGAAUCAAGGCGUGGAUCUCUACAGUUAUAAUAGCAGUCGUAUUCUUCUCGGUGCCGAGUAUUAUGCGCGCUAUAACCUGGGGAAUGACGUGCCUUUUGUGAAUUACACAAACGGAAUCGUGUUUUACGACCAGAUCAGCUCUGCUUCUCGCGGUGCCUACAGGCCAACUUGGGAGUUGCUCUACGCUCAUUAUGCCCAGAUCAAGGGACUUGAUGUACCAUGGACAGAACAGUACAAAAAUCAUACCGUUGAGUCGAUGGGCGGUUUUGAGGGCGGUGCUGGAUCCUGGGGCGAAGGGUCGGGUCAUUACGAUGGGCUUGGCUGGGGGUCAUUGCUCUAUCAUUUGGAUUCGUCUGAUGUUGAUGCUCUUUCAUCACCCACCGGCCAGACUUCGUCAAUCAGCUCUUCCUCCGCAGUCUUGACUGGCGCAACUGCGCACUCAGAUAUCUCCAGCUCUACUUCUGUCAGCCCUGUUUCCACCUUCAUCCCCACCACAACUACUCUCUCUUCUGCCUUAGCCCCCGGCACCACUUUCGCAACAUCCACUAGUUCUACGAGUUCCACAGCCUCUGCCAGCUCUACGACCUACAUAUAUGAAUACGAUUGCGGCUUCUAAAAUAGGAAUGAGUCUGUGGAGAAAUUCGACCUCUUUCCACAGUACAUACCAACCGCAUUGGACAAGCCAGAGGCUCCGGAGGACACGUGACUUUGAAGUGAUCAUCAACUUCAAUUCUAUCUAACUUCCACCAUCUGCCUAUUUGUAUCGCGGCC
Hyaloscypha bicolor E is the source of this 1709-nucleotide messenger RNA. Its product is annotated as chondroitin AC/alginate lyase. Gene Ontology annotation, molecular function: lyase activity. The transcript is spliced from 2 exons. The coding region runs from base 106 to 1554 and encodes 482 amino acids. Lineage: Eukaryota; Fungi; Ascomycota; Leotiomycetes; Helotiales; Hyaloscyphaceae. The record is from RefSeq and is a predicted model, not a curated record. Gene Ontology annotation, cellular component: periplasmic space.